This is a messenger RNA of Hemicordylus capensis (graceful crag lizard), 1858 nucleotides long. RefSeq names its product mitochondrial uncoupling protein 3-like. Gene Ontology annotation, cellular component: mitochondrial membrane. Gene Ontology annotation, molecular function: oxidative phosphorylation uncoupler activity. The coding region runs from base 349 to 1281 and encodes 310 amino acids. Gene Ontology annotation, biological process: mitochondrial transmembrane transport; mitochondrial transport; response to cold. The transcript is spliced from 8 exons. NCBI's taxonomy places the organism in Eukaryota, Metazoa, Chordata, Lepidosauria, Squamata, Cordylidae. The record is from RefSeq and is a predicted model, not a curated record.
AGGUGAGGAGUGGAGUGUCCCUGAGUCCCAACGGAAGCUUGCGUCGGAUGGAAGAGCGGCUGCUGCUGCUGCUGCUGCACCAUUGAUCUGAUCCCUGAUUUAGUCACAAUUUCCUUGCAAACGGCAAUAUUUAUAUACUGGUUUCCAACAGGAAUACUCCCAAAGCCGUCCAGGAGGGAGCUGGGAACUGGGAAGACGGCCUUCUGGGGCCAAGGCGGAUUCCUAACUUGGUCGCUCUGUAACGCAGAAGAGGAGAGCAUUGCUUACUCAGCAGUCACGGACUGAAUGUGGCUUCAGAAGCACAACCUCUUUUCCUGCGGCUGAAACUUCUUAGCUGGCAACAGCAGGAUGGUUGGCCUGAAGCCCACCGAGAUCCCCCCGUCUGCAACCAUCAAAUUUGUCAGCGCCGGGACAGCCGCCUGCAUCGCCGAUCUCUGCACCUUCCCCCUGGACACAGCUAAAGUCAGGCUCCAGAUUCAAGGAGAAUCGAAAGCUUCCAGGACUGCAAAGAAUGUCAAGUAUAAGGGGGUCUUUGGCACCAUUGCUACCAUGGUGAGGACAGAAGGCCCCAAGAGCCUCUACAAUGGUCUGGUGGCCGGCCUGCAACGCCAAAUGAGCUUUGCAUCCAUCCGCAUUGGACUAUACGACUCGGUGAAGCAGUUCUACACCCCCAAGGGAUCAGACAACGCCAACAUCUUCACUCGGUUGCUUGCUGGUUGCACCACGGGAGCCAUGGCGGUAACUUGUGCCCAGCCCACUGAUGUGGUGAAAGUGCGCUUCCAAGCACACAUCAGUGUGGUGGGUGGACCCAAGAAGUACAACGGGACAGUGGAUGCCUACCGAACCAUCGUCAGAGAGGAAGGCAUCCGAGGCCUCUGGAAAGGGACCCUGCCCAACAUCACCCGCAAUGCCAUCGUGAACUGCGGAGAGCUUGUUACCUACGACCUCAUCAAGGAAAUGCUACUCAAGCACCACCUCAUGACGGACAACUUCCCAUGCCAUUUUGUCGCGGCCUUUGGAGCUGGCUUCUGCGCAACCGUGGUGGCGUCUCCUGUGGACGUGGUCAAAACAAGAUACAUGAACUCCAUCCCUGGUCAGUACAAGAAUGCCCUGAAUUGUAUGCUGACCAUGGUGGUGAAGGAAGGGCCCACUGCUUUCUACAAAGGUUUCAUGCCUUCAUUCCUGCGGCUGGGAUCGUGGAACGUCGUGAUGUUUGUGUCUUUUGAGCAGCUGAAAAGGGUGAUGGUCCUGGCCCAGGUAGCCUGGGAAUCCCCCUUCUGAAACCAGAGCCUGCCUGAAAGAUGAAAAGCAUCCUGGACACUCUCCAAGAGGAGCACAGAAGAGGAAAAUACAAGCUGUGGCUUUGGAUGGAGCUGUGGGAGCUCUCCUUUGCACUUGCGUCAUGGUGGCAAAAUGCAGUUAUCAAUUAUAUUAAUUGUUUCAGCAUAGACUGGAUGGCCUAACAAUGCCUAAUAUUUAAACUAACAGAAGAAGAAAGACUUCUCAAAGCAAAAGCAGCAAUGGAGCCUAGCUGGCAAAAAGGGGAAAGCAUGCUUCAGCUGGACCCUAAAGCAGUCUCUUGCUCAGACGGUUCAUCCAGAUUUGGAUGUGGUUUCUCAUGGACAGAUCAAAGGGCUGUAAUGGACAGAUAUCGCUUCCAUGGAGGAAAGCGCCUGCCGGGAGACCAAUCUGCUAGCAAAUAGAAGCAUCCUGCAAAAGUGCAGCCCUUUUGAGGAAGCAACGCCUCUGCCUCUCUCUCUCUCUCUCUCUCUCUCUCUCACUGUAAAACCUCUUCCACCACAUUUCCCCAUUUUUAAUUUGUUUUUUAAGUCCAAUAAAGUUUUUGUAUUUUGCAGAA